This is a messenger RNA of Scomber japonicus (chub mackerel), 620 nucleotides long. It is a transcript of the gene ppp1r11, whose product is annotated as protein phosphatase 1, regulatory (inhibitor) subunit 11. The transcript is spliced from 3 exons. Lineage: Eukaryota; Metazoa; Chordata; Actinopteri; Scombriformes; Scombridae. Gene Ontology annotation, cellular component: nucleus. Bases 241 to 612 code for a protein of 123 amino acids. The record is from RefSeq and is a predicted model, not a curated record. Gene Ontology annotation, molecular function: protein serine/threonine phosphatase inhibitor activity; protein phosphatase 1 binding.
CUAACUCAUGUCGCAGCUUGACUUUGUGUUGGACACAUCUCAUCAGAGUGCUGAACAUCUCUCGUCACUCUGGCCUACAGCCUUCACUUUACUCUCAGUUGGUGCUGUAAAGAGCCGGGCUUGGUUACUGUAGAUCAUAUAAGGCUUUAUUAAAGACGCCGUGGUUCGCUGACGGUUGAAUCCGCUUCUAUUACAUCUUAAGAGCUAGCUAACGUUAGCGUUAGCAAGGCAGCAGCAGGGAUGGCGGAGGUUCCCGGGACGUCAAGUGAGACGAUAACGGAGACUGUUGAGACGAGCACCCCGCCGCCGCCCCAGCAGGAGGGACGCAGCCUGACAAUCAAACUGAGGAAGAGGAAGACUGAGAAGAAGGUGGAGUGGUCCAGUGACACGGUGGAUAACGAGCACCUUGGGAGGAGGUCUUCAAAAUGCUGCUGUAUUUAUGAGAAGCCGCGGCAGUUCGGAGAAUCGUCCUCUGAAAGCGAGGGAGACGACGACGAUGAAGGGUGUGGCAGCGCUCACUGCAUCCUGGGUCACGGCAGGAGAGAUCAUGGACAGACGGGGGGUGGGGGGACCACAGAGCCCCCAAACUCUGGAGGGUCACACGCCCACUAAUGAGCACU